Messenger RNA from Symbiodinium pilosum, 7650 nucleotides. NCBI's taxonomy places the organism in Eukaryota, Dinophyceae, Suessiales, Symbiodiniaceae. The record is from the annotation of a GenBank genome assembly.
AUGAUGCCAAUGUGGCAGUCGAGAACUCAGAUCCGGCCGAAGGAAACGGCUGGAGCAACGAUGUGCGACAGGAGAGCUCUGACAACCGGGAAGUCAGUGGCUCUGGGGACAAUGCUGGCCAAGGACAAUCGUGGGGCGAUUGGGGCGGCCGGCACUGGGGCGGUUGGCAAGAUCGGCGAGGUCAUGCUGAUGGGCCGCGGCGUCCGGAGGUGGCGCCCGAUGAGAGCCGAACGACGGCAAUCCGAUGCUUCUGGCUCCGACAAUACGACCCCGAGUACAACAGCUGAACGACAGCCUGGUCAGUGGAAUCGACCUGUCUGGUCAGAAGAAGAUUGGAAGCGUUGGAACUCCUGGUGGGAGAACUCCGGCUCUUCUUCAAGGGCCGCGGGCGGCGAUGGCAGCGGCACGACCUCUACGACUGCGUGGUCCACGUGGGCGUCUACUACCCGGACGGGAGGUACCACGACUACACGACCAAGUACGGCGCCUACGCGAGAAAAUGAUGAGGUGUGGCAACCGCAUGAGCGAGCGAGCAGUGGAGGAAAAGGACCUUCGGAGAAGCUCAUCAUCCCGACCUUCAACGGAGAAGGAGAGGACGGCGACCUGGGCAUGUCCGCUCGCAGCUAUCUGAGACAGAUAGCGGCUUGGGAGAAGAUGACCAAGUUGGCCAAGGACCAGCGUGCCCUUGUUCUUUAUCAAAAUCUUCAGGGGUCUGCCUGGGUUAAUGCCGAGUCUUUGAGUGUUGAGCUCUUGGGACAAGCCGAUGGGGUUCAGUAUCUUCGAGAUUGGAUAGAGCAGCACUACCUCGAUGUUGAGGUGACGCUUGUUGGAAGGUCCCUGAGUGAUUUGUUUCGGAAGUUGAAGCGAAAGCCAGCCCAAUCAUUCAGGGACUAUGCCGCAGAGUUCAACAGGUUACUGGCGAGGGUGACGGAGUGUGGAUGCAAGUUGCCCGAUGUAGCCACGGCCUGGUUGUUUGUUGACCGUGCUAACCUCGAUGAGGCGACCGAAGUUAGCCUCCUGGCGAGCGUCGGGAACAAGUAUGCUCUGAAGGCCCUGCAAGCUGCGGCGAUCAUCCUGGACAGGUCCAUGCGGAAGCCUUGGGAAAAGGGGGGGCGGUACGAGAACAACCGCCGAACCCACGUGGUCAACCAGACUGAGGCGGCUGAACUUGGCGACUCCGAGGAUGGCGAGGAGCUUGACCCUCCCGACGGUGACUUCGGCUCCGAUGACGAGGACCUCUACGUGACCUACAUGACGGCUAAGGCAAGGUAUAAGGACUUCAGCAAGGCACGCGGCAUCGAGCAGAGCGAGGGCAACAACGGGAAGAAGCUUGCGGAAGACCGCAUAAAGGCUGCCAAGAUGAAAAGCCAUUGUUCGGCAUGCGGACAACGUGGGCAUUGGCACCGCGAUGCUGUGUGCCCAAAACGGAAGACUGCCGCCGGCGGCAGUGACAACCAGGUGCAGACCAUCCACGUCACGAACGAGAUCUGCGAGUUGUCUGCGGUGAACCUUGCAGAGCUUCCGGCCGUGCUCGAUACAGCCUGUUCGAAGACCGUUGUGGGCACCGGGUGGCUCCAGCGAUACCUCGACUACAUCAAGGGCAAAGGCUUGGAUCCCGGCUUUGUGUAUGAGAAGGACGCCUUCCGCUUCGGUGCUGCUCACAAGAUCUACGAGGCGAACUACUCCGCCAUCAUCCUCAUGGCCAUCGGCGGCAAGUGGGUCGCCGUAAAGGCGGCUGUGAUCCAUGGGGACAUUCCUCUCCUCAUGUCAAGACCGGCCCUGGCGCGACUUGGCUUGGUUAUGGACCUGGGCAAGAAUGUGGCAGACUUCCGUGCAGUGAGCAGCGGAGAAUUUGACUUGAAGGCAACUCCUAGUGGCCACCCUGCAAUCUGCGUGGACCAUCGCGGGCUUGCCAAGCCCAAUGUUUCAGAGCUCCCCAAGGUUUGGGAGAACCAUGGCAUCUCGAUCUUGAAUGUGCGCGAGGUAUACAUGGUAGGCACCAGCAUGCCAGAUCAGAGAUACGUUGCGUCUAUGGGCUCCGAAGAACAUGUUCCCCGCGUAUUCUAUGAGAAACAACUAGACCCCGCCAUAAAGAAUCUCCUCACAGCUGACACCCUGCACUCAGACCCCUUCUUAGCAUGGUGGAAGAAUACGUCAUUGACAAGUCUCUUAGCACAAUCAGUGACCUUUGGCAGUGCGUGGCAGACGGCAGCUAUCCGACUUUGUGGGUUGGCCGAAGCGUGUUCAAUCGAGUUAGUUGCUCCACCGGCCUGCCCCUUCCACUCAGUGGUGAUCAUGAGCAAGCAGCCGGCCCUAUGGAACAUGAACAAGACCCAGCUAUCUCAGGAAUGCUUCCGCCGCGGCAUUCCGAUCAAUCCGAACUGGACCGUGCUGGAGCUUCGCCAGGUUCUCUCCAGCGAACGGCCGGAUCCUCAGAGCCUCAAGCAGACGGGGCAAGGGCCUGGCGAAGAUGACUCUCAGGGAGCUUCAGGCGGAGGCGGACGAGAUGGAGCUCCCCUACGGCGAGAAGGAGAACAAGGGUUCCCUGAUGUUGCGGAUCAGAGAUGCCCGCGCUCCGGACCAGACUGUCAUGACCCUGGGACGUUUCAAGGGCACCCCGACAUCCCGGAGAGCUAUGGCGACUGGGCAUCCGAAGAGGAGAGAGCGAACAGCGACAACAUGCACCCGGACUUGAAGAGGUUCGUGCUGUGGAGGCGCUACCAGAAGGACUCAAUCAAGAAAGGACGAACCCCGAAAGAGCCGGCGCCCAAGUACCUCGACCCGGAGGAGCAUGCACUGAUCCCCCCACCGCCGGUCAGCGAGACGCGCUCGUCAAGUUCAUGGUCCCUGAUCCACGACUCUGUCAAGGACGACAAGGGCAAGAAGGGCUAUGCCGUGGUCCCGAAGGCCAAGGUGACCCCUACAACGACCACGUGCACACCAAGCAGGACGUCGCGACGCUCCAGGGAGACCGAGGAGAACUCCAAGGAGCGCAUGGAGCAGGACGUGACCCCAGACGUGCGGGCCGGGACGGAGGCCAGGGUCGAUGGCAAUACGGAACACGACACGUACCACGACAUGCGCUACGAGCACCACGAUUUUGAUGAUGAUUUUUGGUCCUGUUCUUCGACGCAAGAGAAUGAGGGCCAUCAAGUUUUCCUUACAAAGGCUGCCGUCAAGCAGCUCGCAAAGGAUGGACUGGACUUCUCCCCCGGGAACCACGCUGGUGAGCAGGCCGCUAAAGAGGCGUUCGAGAAGAGGCAGUUCACUCCCGAUAAGUUCGAGCAUCUCUUCGACCUGUACAACUUUGAUGGGACCCGAGGCAAACGCCAGGGCAUACAUCAUGGACAAGGCCAGCGCGCAACCUUCGGGUACUAUGCCUACGGCAACUUUCGGGGAGUGACCCGCCGGACCUCCCAAUGGCCUCACCUUGUCCGAUAUGCCAAUGCUUACCUGGCUCAGAGGUGGUUGGACGACAGUGGAGAAGUGCGCUCGCCUAGGUGGACCUCUAUGUCCGUCAGCCGGAACCUGCCGUCGGCGAUCCACGCCGACAAGAACAACCUCCAGGGCAGCAAAAACUACGUCAUGACUUUUAGUGACCACACGGGUGGAGAAGUCUUUGUGGAGCAACCCGGGGGUGGAACAUGUCGGAACAACUCCAAGGACGUCCCCAUCGAAGGCGUGCUCCUCGACCCCCAACAGGGACUCUGCGAGUUCGAUCCUCCUCGGCAACACGGCACUGAAGCAUGGCAGGGCAAGCGCUGGGCACUUACUGUGUAUUCCGCCAGGUCCUACCCGGAGGCCAACAACGAGGAGAAGCGAAUCCUUCGGGAUCUCGGAUUCGGAAUUCCCGGCCGAGGCGAAAUACGCCAGAUGAGGGAGACAUGCGGAGGACAACCUCGACGCAAAGAGUCGAGCAGCGGACCAUCUCAAUCUUCCAGGCCGGGACAAUCUACACGGCGGAGCCUUUGGAAAGCCGCCGCCGCGCUGUCCAUCAUGUUCACCACUGCCCUGUCCAUCAUGACCGAGUUUGCCUGCGAGGCGCUACCUGACGUGAAGGCGCCUGAAGUCGCGCUUUUGGAAAUUGCAACUUGCCGCCUGGCAGAGUACGCUGACGAAAAGUUAAAGCUGGCAGAGCCCAUCCUCCUCGAGGACCUCAUCCACGACAACGACUCUGUUGAAGGGGACUUUGGACUGGUCGAGACGGCCGUUAUGCGACACCAACCAGGAGAGUUGUGGCUACACGUCCGGCCCGAGUGGACAGACGAGGGCAUCUACGAGGAUGUCAUGGAGGCAGUGGACUUUCAGCUGCGCGGUGGCCGCGCGGUGGUCUUCCAGAACGACGACCGCGAUGGCGGACUUUGGGAGAGCACGAUCGAAGGUUGGGAGGAAACCGGCUACAUCGUUAACCACGACUUCGAGAUCGACGGCACCGAGUACGUCCGGGUGAUCUACGAGGCGGAGAUUGGGUACGCGAGGGUGAAAGAGGUCCUGGCGAAUGAGGACGGGCCACCUGACCGACUGCAACCUGAAGCGGAGGACGGACGACCUCCCGAUCGAGCAGACGGAGCCGAACGACUUGAACGCUCAGCAGCUCCACUAGAACGAGGAGCACGCGCCAUUCGGUUCCCUCCUAGUGUGCCGGGCCACAUCGCCAGCAACCUACGGCGUCUACAUCAAAACCUUGGCCAUCCUGGUGUGAGCGACUUCGUCCGGCACCUGAGGCUGGCCGGCGCCUCUCGGGCGGUGUUGAAAGCAGCCAAAACGCUGGAGUGCCAAGUGUGUGCCAGAGGAAGAGCCCCGGCAAUCGCCAAGCCGGCGAAGAUCGGGUCAUGCUUACGAUUCAAUGAGAUCGUCGGCGUGGACUUGAUGUAUUGCCACGACUCCGAGGGCGUGAAGCACCAGCUCCUGUCGAUGGUGGACUUCUCCUCCAGCUAUCAUGUGGUGGUGGCGGUCCCCAGGAAGGACACCUAUCACUUGGAGCGGGCCUUUUGUGAACACUGGCUAAAUGUUUUUGGCGCUCCCAAGGUCCUCGCCAUCGACAUGGCGCACUGGCAAGCCGGAUGCACUGAGAGACAAGGUGCUCUGUGGAAGACCAUCUUCGCCAAGACCAAUGACGAGAUGGCCAUCGCGAAGGGCGAUCUGCGCUUGGCCAUCGGGGCGGUCUCCUCAGCCAAGAACAACUUGAUCAAAACGAGCGGCUACUCGCCAGUCCAACACGUCUUCGGAUCUACGGCCAACAUCCCGGAGGAUUUGCUCAACGGACGGCGAGCUUUUGACCUCGGAGACGAGCCCGUGAUCGACGACAGUCACGCCCGAGAAGUUGCAAUUCGCGCAAGUGCGCGGAUUGCUUUUCACCAGGUCCAAACCGACGAGAGGGUCAGGCGGGCGCUCCUUGGACGAGCAAGAGUGAGUCAACGGCGACCCGAAGUUGGCGAGCAAGUCUUCUACUGGAGGAAGCCGGCAACCUCCAAGAAUGGCAGGUGGCUGGGACCGGCCACGGUUAUCGGGCACGAGGACAACAAUGUCUGGGUGACCAAGUCCGGACGAUGCGUACUUUGCGCCCCUGAACAUCUUCGACUCGCAACAGGAGAAGAACUUGGAGAAGCUUUCUCCCUCCGAGCCGCGAGAGAAGACCUUGAACGCCUUCUCCAAGCCGACGACGAGGCGGACGAGGCCUUCAACGAGGACGACCCGGACAUCGAGGGCCACGAGGAAGCCGACGACGAGGAGAUGGCCGAGCUCGAUGGCGAGGGCGAAGAACGACUACCUCGAGGCGGACAACGUCGCCCCCAAGAGGCUGCGCCUCCUCAAGUUUUGAAGAGACAUCGCACAAAAGGACCGGACGGCCAGGGAGAAGGGCGUCCUCAUGCAAAUCCCGUCUGCAUGUUGAAGCCCGCCAAGACAGCCAGGUCACGGGAAAAGCAAUUGGAAAAGGAGAUCCCGUGGUCUCAGAUACCACCUGAAGUACGACCCCUUUUUCGGGAGGCAGAGAGCAAGCAAUGGGGCGAGCACAUUGCCACCGGGGCUUUCGAACUCUUAGGCAUCCAAGCCUCUGAAGAAAUCCGCCGUACAGUACCGGCGGAAAGAAUACUGAGCUCCCGCUUUGCUUACCGGGAUAAGAAUCUCGGGAAGAGACGGGCGGUGCCCACUACACCCUGGCGGGCAAAGUCGAGAUUGGUGGCAGCCGGACACAAGGACCCCGAUUUGGGGUCGAAUGGCAACAUCGAAGUCGAUGCACCAACUGUUGCUCGAUCCACUUUGAUCGCACUGCUACAGGUGUGCGCGUCCAAACAAUGGACAGCCUCCGCCGGCGAUGUGCAGGCGGCCUUUUUGCAGGGUCUCGAACUGCGGCGUGAUUUGUGGCUCUCUCUUCCCCGUGAUGGGAUCGAGGGCCCGACCUUCCCCCUGGCAGAUGGAGAGUACAAGUUUCGAUCUUGUCCACUCGAUCCCUGUGUUUUCAUCCUGGCCAAGGAAGGUGGCGAUGGUGAGCCGGCUGGCUACUUGGCGCUGCACGUGGACGACAUCCUGCUGAUCGCCCCUCGCGAGACCAACAGAACCUUGCAGCGGAAGAUCAGUGACUUGUUCCCUGUCGAGGACUGGGAGGAGGACGAGUUCGAGUACACCGGCUCCCAUAUCAAGGUCACCGCCGACGGCAUCUAUGUCAACCAGGCCAGCUUCUGCGAGGGAAGGCUGUUCCAGGUCGAGGUGGACAAGGGACAGAACGGAGACGACCCCGCCACGGAGGAGCAAGCGAUUGACAACCGUUCGUUGCUUGGGGCUUUGAGCUGGUUGGCGACUCAAAGCAGGCCAGACCUUCAGUGCGGAGUCGCUCUUGGACAACAACUUCAGAAAGCACCCCUUGUCCGGGAUGUUCGUUUCUCCAACUCGCUGACUACCAGGGCCCUGCGACACAAGGAGAAGGGGAUUGUGCUUAGACCAAUUCCCCUUGAGGAGAUCGUGUUUGUGACGUUUCACGACGCCGGAUGGGCCAAUGCAGAGCAUGAAGAAGCUGAAGAUGGUUUUAGGCUCACACCCGAGGAGAUCGAGAAGGGCGCCAUCCUCGACCUCUACACCUCCGACCGCCCCCGCGUGGCCAAGAAGACGCACUCAAAGAUCGCUUCACAGCUCGGGCACCUGAUCAUGGUGUUCCCCAAGAAGUUCCUCCACGGUGAGAAGGCCUCAGGUAGUCUACUGGAAUGGAGAAGCCAGUCCUGCAAACGUGUUUGCAGAAGCACCUUUGGGGCAGAAACAAUGUCCGCCGUUGAAGCCUUGGAAGGUUGCCAGUACAUGCGUUCGCUCUUUGCCACCCUGCUGAAGGGCAACCUCGUGAAGGUUGAGACUGCAAGGGAGAGGUGGCCGCUCCUGUGCAUAACAGAUUGUAAGAGUGUCUUCGAUCAUUUGCACCGAACCGGAGUACCACGUAUCCCUUCCGAUCGCAGACUAGCCAUAGACCUUGCAGCUCUCCGCCAAGAGCUUCAACUCGAGAGGUGGGCGGCAAAGCUGCCUCUGCAGUGGGUCCCAACAGAGUGCCAACUGGCAGGCCCGAUGACAAAGCCCAUGAAAGUAGACAACUUCUGGACCUCUCUUUGGGAGGGCAUUAAAUUGCCUUUUCGAAAGGACCUCUUCCAUAGGGAGGAGGGUUUUUGA